Cottoperca gobio is the source of this 1681-nucleotide messenger RNA. It is a transcript of the gene aspa, whose product is annotated as aspartoacylase. Gene Ontology annotation, cellular component: cytosol. Bases 295 to 1233 code for a protein of 312 amino acids. Gene Ontology annotation, molecular function: hydrolase activity, acting on carbon-nitrogen (but not peptide) bonds, in linear amides; hydrolase activity, acting on ester bonds. The record is from RefSeq and is a predicted model, not a curated record. NCBI's taxonomy places the organism in Eukaryota, Metazoa, Chordata, Actinopteri, Perciformes, Bovichtidae. The transcript is spliced from 6 exons.
AAACGAAUAGGUAACCGCUCCCAUGAGUUUGGCAGUAUUAAGGUAAACAAAGGGAGGAACUUUGUUAACUGGAGUUUCGCCUACAACUCCAGAUGUCGUGCACCACUCAGCGCAUUUUACCUACGGUGACUGGUCACAACAGGCCAGCGGGCACGUUACGUAAGCGCGUAGCCACAGCAGGCAUUUAAACAGUGAGGCUGCGAAGCUCCAGCUGGAAACUUUUCCUCUGCUGCUACAGCCCGUGAGACCUUCGUGUCUUCACCAUCCAGACUGCACACACUCUACCAUCCAGACAUGUCUUACAACAACAGCGCGUGUUUUAACGAGGCCCGGAGAGUGGCUAUUUUCGGAGGAACGCACGGGAACGAGAUGUCAGGCGUGACGCUCGUGAACCUGUGGGUGAAGAAUAGCGCCGAGAUCCAGAGAAAAGGGGUCGAGACCAAACCUUUUAUCACCAACCCGAAGGCUGUGGAGAAGUGCACCAGAUAUGUAGACACGGAUCUAAACCGAGCCUUCACCUCAGAAAACCUCAGUGCCUCGGGAGGAGACGACCAGCCCUACGAGGUGCAACGAGCCCAGGAGAUCAACGGGAUUUUCGGACCCAAAGGCAGCCCAGAGGCCUACGAUGUUAUCUUUGACCUCCACAACACGACGUCCAACAUGGGCUGCACUCUGAUCCUGGAGAGCUCCAAAGAUCACUUCAAUCUGCAGAUGAUGAACUACAUCAAGAAAGCCAUCGCUCCCGGUAGUUGUCUUGUUCUGCUGAAUGAACAUCCUCUUUUGAAAUAUUCCACUUCACGCUCUGUUGCCAAGCACCCUGUUGGUCUGGAAGUGGGUCCUCAGCCUCAAGGGGUUUUGAGGAGCAACAUAUUUGAAGCUAUGAGGGUAAUACUGAAACAUGCCCUGGACUUCAUUGAACUGUUUAAUGAAGGCAUGGAGUUCCCUCCCUGCACAGUAGAAGCUUUCCGAGUCUCGGAGAGGAUUGACUACCCCAGAGAUGCCAAUGGAAACAUCAUUGCCAUGGUGCACCCAAAUCUGCAGGACUGUGACUGGGAACCACUGAACCCCGGUGACCCUAUGUUCCAAACUUUUGACGGAAAGACCAUCCGCUACCAAGGCUCGGGCACUGUCUACCCCACUUUUAUUAACGAGGCAGCCUAUUAUGAAAAACAACAGGCAUUUGUAACCACCAGGCGAGAAACCUUGGUAGCAAGUUCCAUCAGAAAAGCAUGAACACUGUUUUGUAAGGCUGCCAUGAAUAUGUGUUAGCCACGGCCACAAUCUGUGUAUAGAUUUCGCACUUUGUUCCGUUAGAAAAUGACAAACUUUCCUCACAUAAUAAUGACUAGAUACCAUCUUUUACACACUGAUUUAGUUUUCUAUGCAUUUACUAUCACACAAUCUUUUAACUAUGCAAAGACAUUUUUUUGGAGGCUUUGCAAAGAGUCACUGUGAAAGUCUUUGAUCUGAAGACUGGUAUAUUGCUGUGGUAAGUAUUUAAGAUACUGUUGUUUAAAAAAAAUAUUUACAUUAAAUCAACUAAGUUUUUAUAAUAUUAAAGGCCAGGCCUAAUUAUUGAUGGUUUAUGAAUCAUUUCACAACACUCUUUAAGUUUCCUACUACUGCUCAGGACACCCAUUUUGAAUCAUAGCCUACAACGUUUGACCCAAAACUGUAGUUG